Molecule: messenger RNA, 5304 nt
Organism: Ostrea edulis (European flat oyster)
Lineage: Eukaryota; Metazoa; Mollusca; Bivalvia; Ostreida; Ostreidae
Product: serine/threonine-protein phosphatase 6 regulatory subunit 3-like
Exons: 27
Coding region: 34-3060 (1008 amino acids)
Cellular component (GO): nucleus; cytosol
Molecular function (GO): protein phosphatase binding; protein phosphatase regulator activity
Source: RefSeq, a predicted model, not a curated record
GUUAAUUUAAAAAUCACAACUUGGUGAAGAUGGAUGGAAGAGAAGCACAAAUCAUGCGACAGUAACCUAGCUUUCAAAAUGUUUUGGAAGUUCAAUCUUAUGACUACCUCCCAUAUUGACACACUUCUUGAAAAGGAGGAUGUCACCUUGCGAGAACUUAUGGAUGAAGAAGAUAUUCUUCAAGAGUGCAAAUCACAGAAUACAAAAUUAAUUGAGUUUAUUAUAAAACCCGAAAAUAUGGAGGAAAUGGUGAAACUAAUCACAAUAGAACCGAUAGAUUCAGAUGACGAGAAACUCAGAUACAAAUAUCCAAAUACUGCAUGUGAGCUAUUAACAUCAGAUGUGUCGCAGAUCAACGAUGCUCUCGCAGACAGUGAAGAAUUGGUCAAAAAGCUGUAUGCUUUCCUGGAAAUGGAAAAACCACUGAAUCCCUUGUUAGCCAGUUUCUUCAGCAAAGUCAUGGGAUUACUGAUCACAAGGAAAAGUGAAAUGAUAUUUAAUUUCCUCAAAUCUCAGGAAGACUUUGUGGGGACUCUGCUAGACCAUAUAGGUACUUCUGCCAUUAUGGACCUGCUCCUCAGGCUACUGACUUGUGUUGAGUGGGUGGAGCUAAGGAAGGCAGUCAUUGAGUGGUUGAAUGAAAAACAGAUUGUUGAAAAACUGAUAGGAUGUAUAGUACCCACUCAGGAUGAAGACGUGCACUGCAAUUCAGCCCAGUCCCUGUGUGAUAUCGUUAGGCUGGGUAGGGAGCAACUCUCACAGCUCCAAGACAGGACAGAAACUGACCCUCUUCUCAACACUGUAGAACAAGAGGACAAUGUAGCCGAUCUAUUGACCAAUAUGUUAGACACGGGGAAGAAUGAAUCUGUCAUAGUAAAUGGAAUAUCUGUGAUACAAACACUAUUAGAAUUUAGGAAACACGGUCCGGAGGGCUCUACAGACCAGAUCACCUCUCUGGAUACAGACCGCUUGGCCCAAGGAGUCACUAAUGUGUUACUGGCCAUCACUCCCAGACUGAAAGAUUUCCACAGUCUUCUUACAGAACCUCCUAAGCAACGUUUUGAAACUAUGCCUACUACCAUAGGAUGUCUUGAUCCACCCCUUGGCAAUACACGUCUCCAAACAGUCAGACUUAUAGCUGCACUGGUUUUAACAAACACACAUACCGUUAAUGUAGAGUUAGCCAAUCUAGGAUUAAUUAAGGUUUUACUUGAUUUAUGUUUUCAUUAUGUUUGGAAUAACUUUUUACAUACCCAUGUCAGUCAGUGUGUUAAUACAAUUCUGUAUAAUUCUCCGGUGGAAGUGGAGGGAAAGAAAGAACAUCCAUUAUUAGCUCAGUUAUUUACUGACUGCAAUUUAUUACAAAGAAUAAUGGACAUCUGGGAGGAAAACGAGCACCAACAAAGCCAAGAUAGGGGUAGAAGACGGGGGUACAUGGGGCAUCUUACAAAAAUGGCAAAUGAUAUUGUGGCUGUGAUGGAAAAGGGGGAGAACUCUGACUUGGUCAAAGACCAGAUUGCAGAAUUACCAGAAGAGGUUAGAGAGAGGUGGGACAACUUUGUGGCUGGUGCAUUGUCAGAUGUCAACAAACGGAACACAGUAGAAUCAAUGCGCAGUCGACCUCUGACCUCCAGCAGCGAUGAUGAAGAAAGUGAUUUCAGAGACAUUCCAUUCCCUCAGGAUGCUGCCAUGCAACAGGCCUUCUCUGAUUACCAGCUGCAACAGAUGACCUCGAACUUCAUUGACCAGUUUGGUUUUAACGAAGAGGAAUUUCAGGAGCAGGAAGAAAAGGCCGACUCACCUUUUGGGGAUCGUAUUUCCAGCAUAGAUUUCAACGUACAGACUGGAGAUGACAAUAGUACAGCCGCCUCAAUGUUUGAGCAAGCCUGCAAUGAGCGAAUCCAGCAGUUUGAUGAUAAUGACAGUGAUGAGGAUAUUUGGGAAGAAAAAGAAAUCACAUUCUCACCGAAUGCUCAGCAACCAAACAGAGCCGCUAGAUUACCUGAAACAAGGGAUGACAGUGACAGUACGGACAGUGAAGAGGAGUUAGACUCCCCACGGAAAAUUGUCUCGCAGCCAAACGAAAAAAUGGAUGUUGACAAUACUGAAAGUAAGCAAAAUUGGGCAAGUUUUGAUGAUGUAGCAUCAGAAUCUGUACCCGUUGCUAUGGAUACCUCACCAUGGAGCCAAUCAUCUACCUCCGCUGAAGCUUCAUCAUCGAGCGAAAAAACGGAGAAAUGGGCAGACUUCAGUGAUAAGUUUCCUCGAGGAGAAUCCGGAGACAACUGGGCAGAUUUUAGCAAUAUUAAAGAUUUGUCAAGAACUGAUCCGGGACCCAGAAGUAGCUCACCUGUUGCUAUGGAUACCAAUGAUGUUAGUUCUAGACCUGCUGCAUACUUGGCACGCAGUGCACCAGCCGAUCUGGCCUCAGAAGUGGAGUUGAGUACGGAGGAACUUAAGACUGAGGACCUGACGGAGAAGGGCAGUGUGGUACAGGAAGAGGAAGUGUCCUCAACAUCAGACUCCUCCUCCUCCUCACAACAGACCCCUAGGUUAUCAAAUUCUUCUUCACCAGGACCACAGGCUAGUCCAGAGACAUCUGAGGAGCCGUCAUCAUCCACCCCAGCAAUUCCGGCCUCACCCCCAGCUGUUUCCUGUCCCUCCCCUCAGUACACGCCUCCUCCAGAAGGUUCCUCGAGGACUGAGGACGAGGGAAGUUCCGUGGAUGCUGCGCCCUCUUCCUCAGUAGAUCCGGUUCCUGCCCCUGCCCCCGAGGUCUCGUGUUCAUCAGAGAGCUCUGCAGAAGGACAGGAAAACAGGACUGGAGAUGGCCUCAGUGAAAACUUUGAUUUCCUGACCAGUGCCGGUCUGAUGAAACCUCCGGUUAAUCUCCAGGGGUCGGGGGACAAGGCUGUAGAAGCCAAUGGUCCAAUGUCAGAACCUGACAGCAUCAUAGAGAAUCCAUCCUCCGAAACAUUAGCUCAAGCCAAAGAAUCACCAGAAAAAAGUAAUACUGUUUUAAGUUCGUCAUCACCGACUCUUCAGAAUGGACCUGUAUGAUUUGGAAGUGUACUGUUAGAUUGGUUUUAAUUGAAUACGGUGUGAUCAAGUGUGAGCGGCAGCAUCCAUGUUGAGCCUUACAUUGCAUGGCCAGUGAUUGGAUGUAAGAGCUUGGAACAGAGAACUGGGAUUGAACAUGCGGGGGGGAAAUUUACGGGACAAGAUUUUUAUUUAUGGACACAAAGCAGUAUUUUUGGUGAUGAGAAUUUGAAUGUAUUUUUAUCAAGAGAAAAGAAAAAUAGAAAAUGAGGCCAACCCUUUCUUCCCCCUUAAAAAUUGAUGUAUAGUUGUAAAGAAGAAUCAAAUUGAUAUCAUUCUGUGGUGUUGCAGCUGAUGUAACUGGUUGUACAUAAAAAAAAAUUGUAAAGACAUAUUCCCCUGUAGAUAGCCUGCCAAAAGUCUGCCAUGGACUCUUGUAUUGAGCUGUGAUGUAUCAAGCUACUGGUCCCUGUUCUUCUGUGAUACGUAUCCCUGGUCUCUGCUGGGAGGACCCGGUCAAUGACUCGCCACUCUUUCUAUCUCUCACUUGUAACUGUCGAUAACAAAGAUUGGGGGGGGGGGGGGGGGGGGGGGGGGGGACAGUGGAGUAUUUUUAUCAUGCAGAAUGUUAUGAUACAUACAUUCAUGUAAAUGGUACCCAGCAAUAAAUUUGAUUUUAUCAAAAGGCAGAUUAUACAAAGUGCAGAAAAAGUGGACAAUUUCGCAUUAGAACUCUUUGUGUGCUGUGUAUAAAGUUCUUUGAUGAAGUCUGUGUGAUUUAAGUUUUGAUGGAACAUGUUUAUUCAGAGAGUUGAAUAUGUUUUUACUAUAAUGCUGGAAAUACUCUGUGAAGGCAAGGGGGUGGGUUGAUUAGAACAAAUUUUUUUUAAGUUUUAACACACUUUUAGACUUGUUUUUAUACCUGGAUUGUUAAUUUGAGUGUGAUGUUGCAGUCACUGAUUGGGUCCUACAAGCCUCGCCACUUCCACUCACUAUUGCUAUUCUUAAACAGGUUGGUGCUUGACAUGUGUAGCUUUGAUGGUAAUCUACUAAGUUUAAUGUAUCGGUUCUAUUCUGCAACAUUUCUGGCUUUGAUUAGCAUCACAGUCACUUCAUCCUAACAUGGACACUUUAGUUUUUGGAGUUUAAUGAUUUAUUGAGUUAUUUGUAUUCAUGUUGUCGCAUCCAUCACCCUGUAUCUUGCAAUACAGAACUACAAAUUGCUCAGAAUUUGUGGGCCAAAUGAAGAAGAAUUUUGAUAUGAUAAUUGAUGUAGGUCACAAGUAAAUUUUCUGUAUAUUUAUUGUUUAUCAAGAGACCACAUCAUUUAAAUAACAUUUGUGAUAUACUCCAUUGACAAACAUGUUAACCAGUGUGUUCAUGCACUGUGUCUGUAAGCAGACAUUCUGUGGCAUGUAUUGGGGACUUUUAUGUAAAAUUGUUGACAUUUAUAAUGAAUUUGGAUUAAUUAAAAUGUUCCACCAACAUACAGCUAUUACUUCUUUCAAUCGUCAUUUCAACCCAAAUGGACCAAAUUGAAUGUGCCAUACUGAUGGCCUUACGUAUUCUUUCGCAGUGCAUUGCAAUUUGUGUUCAAGAGAAAACACUCUUCAUAUUGUGUAAUUCGCUUUCUUUGGUAUUGUUGCAAAUUUGUUGGGUUGGUUAAGUCUUCAAAGAAUGAACUGGUAUUUUCUGAUUUUUUUUUUUGAUUUUUUUUUUUUUAGAUUUUUAUGAGCAUGUGAAUAAUUUUCUGUAAUAGAAUAUUGAAUAAAUCUGUCUGCACUUGUUAUAAUAUGUAUUGCACACACACACACACUCGCGCGCACACAAACAGUUGUAUUUGUGAAACAGAUCUAGAUAAGGAUACCAUUGUAAGAAGCGUUCUAUUGCAUUCAGCAUGGCAUCUGAUAUUGUUGAAUUGUUUUGAAUGGGUAUCCUCAGACAGUGCUGUACAUAACAAUCAAAUGUCUUUUUAUUGUACAUAGAUAUUUUUGUAUUUCAUGCUGAGAGUGUUAGUGGCCUCUGAAAGGGUUUAUUUAUUUACUUUUACUUGUUCACGCCCAACUGGAGGGGAAGUCAGUCGGCUACUGUUGUAUUGUAACAGGUAGGAGAUAUCAUAUGCAACUCUAGGCAGUAGUGUUUUUAUACCAGGGAAAAUGUUUUAUGUCAUUGUCAGAUCAAAUGUUAUUUUGUGCAGAUCAUAGAUUUCCAAUGCAGAAACAUGUACAUAAAAACAAAAAUAUAUUAAAACAAACAAAAUUUUGA